Messenger RNA from Colias croceus (clouded yellow), 4360 nucleotides. RefSeq names its product proline-rich extensin-like protein EPR1. The record is from RefSeq and is a predicted model, not a curated record. The transcript has 8 exons. Gene Ontology annotation, cellular component: cytoskeleton. Lineage: Eukaryota; Metazoa; Arthropoda; Insecta; Lepidoptera; Pieridae. Bases 279 to 4130 code for a protein of 1283 amino acids.
AGGUAAAGUAUUCGACCGCAGUGCACCGCGACGAUCGAGCGCGAAACGUAUUUCGACGACAGCCUUGGCUGAUCGAAAAUUACUAUAUAUCUAUAACACUCUCAUCGAGUAAUAAAAGUAUUUAAUUUAAUUAAAUAAUUGCUUAACUGUAACUCCGCUGACUUCCAGAGCAGAACUCUAACGUCCAUAAAAAGGCAGUGACGCAACACCGAACUGGGAUAGGAGUAGCGCGUACCGCGUCAACGUUGACAAAAAGGUCCUUCGCGUGUGAUAGUCUCAUGGGCAUUCGUCAGAACCCGUGGACACCUACAAAGCGACGUGGGCCCAUCGCCGCCGAGUCUGCUAGUCCUGGUCCAGCUGUUGUCUCUUUGCCUUCACUCAUCGGCAAACCACCACCAGAAUCACAGAAAUCUCGUGCACCAGCGUUCACAUUUGGGCAUAAGUUGGACCCUGCAGGAAAAGAUAAGACUGGGCCGGGACCUGCAACUUAUAAUACAGAAGGAAUGACGUCAAAAGCACCGAACGUUUAUUCUAUGCCACCGGUUCUCGGCGAAGCGCGAGAAGGCAGUAAGCGUGCGGCACCCGCCUUUAGCAUCACUGGGAGGGGGAAACCUUCAGAGCUGAAGGCGUCUAUGCCUGGCCCUGGAACCUACACUACGGAUAAAGCAUCUACUGUGAUAACGAAGAGGCCACCAGCAUAUACCAUGGCUCCAAGACGGGAACUGAAACACCCGUCUGCGUCCGUGCCUGGACCCGGAGUGUACUGUCCAGAAAAGGGUGAACAUCAAAGAGUUACAACCACAACCACGAAGCACACGUUUUCAAGCAGAAUGAAAACUGAACGAACAGAAAAUGUUCCUGCACCUAAUGCUUACAAUCCAGAGAAAGCGGAUAGGUUUUUAAGAGAAAAGUCACCCGCUUUUUCAUUUAGAACGAAAACUGAGAUGUACAAAACACGCGAUGCCCCCGCACCCAAUAUUUAUUCACCUGAAAAGUCGCUUAAUUCGCUAAAAAAUGGACCGAAAUAUACUUUAGCAGGAAAAGGAUCUGCUGAAAAACAUGAUGUAACUCCUGCGCCUAAUUCAUAUGAACCGCAGAAGGCUGAUAAAAUGUUACAUGAAAAAUCUCCUGCUUAUACCAUGAGAUCCAAAGAAGUUGUUGAAAAAAUAGAGCAAACCCCUGCUCCUAACGUUUAUUCACCAGAAAAAUCUGUUCAUGCUUUACACAGUGCGCCGAAAUUUACCAUGUUGGGCAAAGUACAUUCAACUAAAAUAGAACAAACGCCAGCUCCUAACAGCUAUAACCCUGAAAAAGCAGACAAAGUAUUACAUGAGAGCACACCAGCUUAUUCGUUUAGAAUUAAGGAGCAGCACAUAAUAAGGAGCGAAUCACCUGCACCCAAUGUAUAUUCUCCAGAGAAGUCUAUGCAUGUUUUGGAUAGUGCACCUAAGUUCACUAUGAGUGGUAAAGGUCCAACUGAUAAAAUUCCUGAUACUCCAGGUCCAAAUGUUUAUUGUCUAGAUAAAGCUGAUAAAUUAUUGCAUGAAUCAUCACCUGCAUAUACGUUUCGGACUAAGGAUGAGAUCAUAAACAAAAAUAAUAACCCGGCACCAAAUGUGUAUGCACCUGAAAAUUCAAUGCAUAUGUUGGAUAGUUCACCGAGAUUUACAAUCGCUGGAAAAGGACAUUCUCCCAAAAUUGAAAAUGUACCUGCUCCAAACGCUUAUAGCCCCGAUAAAGCGGAUAAACUUCUUCAUGAAAGUACUCCUGCAUAUACUUUUCGACCAAAACAUGCCACUGACAAGCCGAGUGACACGCCAGCGCCUAAUAUGUACGACCCUCACUUUAUAGACGGAACGCCAAAAUUUAGUUUAUACGGGCGAGGUCUUGAUCCGAAGCCUUCUGAUACACCAGCUCCAAAUGUAUAUGAUCCUCGUGUGUCGGAUUCAGCUCCAAAAUUCACGAUUUCUGGAAAAGGAAUUACUAGUAAAACUUCAGACGUUCCAGCACCGAAUGCAUAUAAUCCCCAUCUUCCAGAAAAUUCACCAAAAUAUUCCUUGGCAGGUAAAGGUCGAGAUGGAAAGCCUUUGGAAACACCGGGACCUAACUAUUACGACCCGCAGAUUCCUAGUAGCACUCCUAAAUAUACUAUUGCUGGAAAAGGCCCCGAUGGAAAGUUCCCUGAUGUUCCAGGACCUAACGUUUAUAAUCCCCAUUUACUUGACGGUGCACCUCAUUACAGUUUAUAUGGAAAAGGUUACACACCAAAGCCAUUUGAAACACCUGGGCCGGCCGCAUAUGACCCGAACUUACCACAUAACUCUCCUAGAUAUACUAUUUGUGGUAAAGGACCUGAUUCAAAGGUGUCAGAUGUACCAGGUCCAAACGUUUAUGAUCCACACGUUCUCGACAAUACCCCGAAGUAUACUAUCGCUGGCAAAGGUAAACCAGAGAAAAUUUCAGACACACCAGCUCCUAAUUCUUAUGAUCCAGACAAACAUAGAUUAGAUGGAACACCAAAAUAUACUUUUGGAACAAAAAGACCAUUAGAAAAACUUCCAAACAAUCCUUCUCCUAAUGCGUACAACCCAGAAAAAGCUGAUAAUAUUCUUCACGAACAUUCACCAGCAUAUACCUUCCGGCCAAAAAUUGAAAACGAAAAACCUAUGAAUACCCCCGCUCCUAACGCAUAUAAUCCAGAAAAGGCCAAUAGCGUUAUUUUAGAGAAAACUCCAGCUUAUUCCUUGGCCCCUAAGGGAAAGGAUGCUAAAUUAAGUGACGUUCCUGCACCUAAUGCAUAUAAUCCCGAUAAGGCUGAUAAGAUUUUAUUAGAUAAUGCACCUCGAUACUCAUUUAGGAUAAAAACGAAGCCACCAAAGCAAGAUGAUGUUCCUGCUCCAAAUAAUUACAACCCUGACAAAGCUGACAAAGUGUUGCUACCAAAUGCUCCACAAUAUACGUUCAGGAUCAAGUCCAAUACCUUGAAAGCUUUGGAUACACCAGCUCCCAACUCAUACACUUUACCAAUGCCCGUGAAAACUCCGCUAUACACGAUAUCGGGUCGCCACAAGGAGCCAAUCGAUGAACGGAUAAAAGUUCCCGCUCCAGGCAGCUAUAACCCAGAAAAGGGAUACAAAUUCGUUUUAACUUACUCGCCACAAUAUACCUUUGGCGUUAAGAUUCAAACGGAAAAGUUUGCGGAAUCACCAGCACCGAACGCAUAUCGCAUCCCGUCGGUGCUGGACUCGCCGGUGUACACGAUGUCGGGCCGCCACAAGGAGCCGCUCGACGAUCGGGCCAAAGUGCCCGCGCCUGGCACUUACUCGCCGGAAAAGGUGCAGCUGGAUAAAAAACCGAACAUAACAUUCGGAAUCAAACAUUCGCCUUUACUUGGACAGUUGAAACCUAUAGAACCCCGUCGUGUCGUCAACGAGUUCAUUGAAAACGAAAUUAAAACGAGCAACGUUAACGAUGUAAAACGAACAAACGUUAAUGUGCGUCAAGAGACUAAUACUAAUAAUUAUAACCAUUCUACUAACACGGAGAAAUAUGUAACACAGAAUGGAGAUGAUGUUAUAGACUCAUCAGAUCUACAAAAUGGCUUACGCACUCACGUAACACAAGUGAGAACUAAGGAAUUAAGGAGUACAACAGCUACACCAGAACCAGUGCAAGAAACUCUAACACAAGAAAUUGUUUGGAUCCCAGAACAAACGCAACGACGUGGCUCCUACACGAUCGAAAAAUCUGAUGGCAACGGUUUUGUUGAACGUUACAACAAUAGCGAAGUGAUUCCCGUGGAAAAUGGAGUUAUGAGAGUAUCUGGUAGUGGAGAAAGGAGCGCGUCUAAUACUCAAGAACAUAGCAAUGAAGUUAUCCAAGGAAAUGGUUUCGUCCAAAAUGUUGAUAAAGCAGUUCAAAGAGCUAGUGCGAAUGAGAAAUCUCAACGAGCGACGGAACAAGUUCUUGUGGAUUCUGAUGUGAAACAUCUUCCUAAUGGGGGCAUCGCUAAAACAACAACCACUACUACUAUUAAGAAAGUAGGAACUGCUGCCAAAACAGCAAACGCUUCUACUACAGUAACUCGUACUAAGACAGCCGUUACAUCAAGAGAUGUUGGUACUAAAUAAAUUCUUACAAUACUAUGCUUCAGUCAUUGCAAAUAAAGCUUUAUAUUAAUUUAUUAAAAUGAACAAUUCGCUCUAUUAACAAAGCGCCGCGCAGCUUGCUAGGAAACUUUCGAAUUUGUUACCUAUUUAAUUUAUAAUAAUAUUAUGAAAAUCUAAAUAUUUUAUAUGACAUCAAAUGUAACUAUGAAACCUUGUUAAAGUAAUAUAAUAAAAAUUGUUUUAUAAUUGUU